Messenger RNA from Symbiodinium sp. CCMP2592, 435 nucleotides. The record is from the annotation of a GenBank genome assembly. NCBI's taxonomy places the organism in Eukaryota, Dinophyceae, Suessiales, Symbiodiniaceae.
AUGGAUGCUGACGCAAAGAGCCCGGCAGCUCCAGUCCCACCGCCUCCACCUCCGCCGCCUCCGCCUUCCUCUCCUUCGCCGAAAGCUGCGCCUGCCGUGCCAUUCAAUGUUCGCCGCGGGCAAGCCAUCUUCAAGAAGCACUGUGGACAGUGCCAUACCUUCAAGGUGGAGGGUCGCGGCACCGUGCGUGGACCCAACCUCCUGGGAGUCGUUGGCACGAUGGCCGGGGCAAAGGUCAAGGAAUGGGGAGGCAGCCAUUUGCGCCUGCAGGAGUUCAGGGUCACCUGGACGGAGGCCGUAUUGCUUUCAUGGCUGGAGCGCCCGGCCAAUGUCGUGCCACAAAAGGCAGGAGACAGGUCUUGCAUGACUUUCCGCGGCAUGGACUCUGAGGAGGACCGCGAGGACCUCGUUGCGUACUUGGCAAAGGGGGCUUAA